UCCCCCCUCCCCCGUUGAGUAAAAAUGUCUGCUUUGAGAGACUCGAAAAAUAAAUUUAGUAAAUUAAAAUACUGUUACUAAUCCUAAUUAAUUGUUUAUUACGACAGAACCAGUACCGAUACGGAAACGCGUCGAUAUGUCAUUGCUUCGUAGUUUUUUUUGGAAUGAAAAUGUGUAUCAAGUCUAUUGGGAGGGUUGCGAAAGACUUCCAGCAUAGAAAUUGACACCCGCAACCUUGUACAGAGUGAAUAGAAAGCUUUUGUCGCUAGCACAAUAUAAUGGUUACGAUGGAUCAAAGCACCGAAACAAUAGUUUGCAUGCCUUAAUUUUUUUAUUUAGAUUUUUUAUGAAUCUCUUAGGACAUAAGUGUAGUUGAACAUGUGUGUAUUUUUGAUGGUGUGAGUGACAGUGAUCGCGAUGUCGGACGACGAGGACUCGUCCCCAGACAGGGCCUUGUGCCCCAGUAACAAUGUGCCAGUGUUGGGCAUCAAACGACUCAAGCAAAUUGAGUCGAUGUUUGUAUCCAGACGGAUACAGAGCUCAGGAUCCCGUGCAAUCAGCGUGGAGACCCUAAUAGAUAUGCUGCUUGUGUUGUAUGAUGAGUGCUGCAACAGCAGCUUGCGGAGGGAGAAGGCGAUAGCUGACUUCAUUCAGUUUGUAAAACCGGUGGCGACCGCCUUGAAGCGGUUACGUCUCUCUCGCGAUGACUUUGAGCUCGUCAAAGUGAUUGGUCGAGGCGCUUUCGGCGAAGUGUGCGUCGUUAGGGCCUCUUUCAUGCAGGGCGGCGAUGUGGGAGUGAACAUGAGCGCGGGGGCCGCGGCGACGGGUGGGGAGCGAGUGUACGCAAUGAAGAUACUCAACAAGUGGGAGAUGCUUAAGCGGGCGGAAACGGCGUGUUUUCAAGAGGAGCGCGACGUUUUGGUGUUCGGCGACCGGCGCUGGAUCACCAAUCUCCACUACGCCUUCCAGGACGAACACAAUUUGUACCUGGUCAUGGACUACUACUGCGGAGGAGAUCUCCUCACAUUAUUAUCCAAGUUCGAGGACCGCUUGCCAGAAGAUAUGGCCAAAUUCUACAUAGCGGAGAUGGUGCUCGCUAUACAGAGUGUACACGAACUGAAAUAUGUUCAUCGGGACAUAAAGCCGGAUAAUGUGUUGCUCGACGCUAGCGGUCAUAUCCGGCUGGCCGACUUCGGAUCGUGUCUGCGACUUGGCGAAGACGGGAAGGUACAAAGCAACGUGGCAGUGGGCACACCGGACUACAUUUCCCCGGAGAUUCUCAGGGCCAUGGAGGACGGACAGGGGAGAUAUGGGCCUGAAUGUGAUUGGUGGUCGCUGGGUGUAUGUAUGUAUGAGAUGUUAUUCGGUGAGACUCCAUUCUACGCUGAAUCUCUGGUAGAAACGUAUGGGAAGAUCAUGAAUCACGCGCGAUCGUUUCACUGCCCACCGCCCGACGAACAAGCCGCUCAGGUGUCGGAAGAAGCAAAAGAUCUGAUCCGACGAUUAAUAUGCUCCUCUGAAAAUAGACUGGGGAAGAAUGGACUGCAAGAUUUCAAAGCACAUCCCUGGUUCGCGGGUCUGGACUGGGAAAACCUCCGCGAGAUGCAGGCGCCAUUCGUUCCAGAUGUCUCCAGCCCCACCGACACCUCCAAUUUCGAUGUCGACGACACCGACAUAAGGUUAUCAGAAGCAGUACCUCCGCCUCAAGCAUCGUCAGCAUUUUCAGGUCUUCACUUACCAUUCGUGGGGUUCACUUUUACUGUGGGCAGUCGACUGUCUGACCUCGGGGCCCACACGGCCCCGCUCAGCCCCGCCAAGAAUGCCCCCAGCCAGGCGCCGUCAAACGCCGGCGACCGCGCGGCGCUAAAAGCGUUAGAGCGAGAGAAUGCUCUACUGGCCCACACCAUCGCAGAGCUGAGGGCGGGGGACACACAACACACAAACGAUGAAGAUCUGAUCCAGCUGAAGAAAGAGAACGCAAUACUCUCGAAAAGGAACAACGAAUUGGAAGCGCAGCUGCAGUGUUUGGAACGGAUCACCGGUGGCGAUGACGGUUCAAUACCAGAUCUACAGCCCACGGACCUGAUGGUGCGUUUGAAAGAACUGGAGGGUAUGCUUGCCGCCACGACCAUAGAGAAGGAGGAGCUGUCCAAAGACAGGACGGAUACCAUAGAGAAACUGAGGCUGCAGGAUAAAGAACUGAAAGAUGCUCUAUCGCAACGCAAGCUAGCCAUGACAGAAUAUAAUGAAGUGACCGACAAGUUAUCAGAGUUGAGACAACAGAAACAGAAGCUCUCGCGACAGGUGCGUGACAAAGAGGAAGAGUUAGAAGUAGCCAUGCAGAAGAUAGACGCACUAAGACAAGACAUCAGAAGAGCAGAUAAAGGGAGAAGGGAGUUAGAAGCGAGGUUGGACACCGCUAUAGCUGAAGCUACUAAGGAACGUAAACUCCGCGAGGAAACUUUACGAGCGCAAAGGGUGGAAGGGGGUGUGGUGGGGACCGGUGGUACAGCAGACGUGGCCAGGCUGCAGCAUGAAGUCGAUACUUUGGAGGCGCAGUACAAAGAGUCGUUAGCACAACAACAGGCGAGGUACAACUGUGAGUUGGCAGCCCUGCGGGACCAGCUGCAAGAGAACGAUGCGAUGAGGACUGUGCUCAAUCGGGAGCUACUAUCGUCCAAAGAGAAGCUGGAGAGUCACAGGAUGGAACAGCUGACCGACAGCGAGGACAAACAGAUGCUCAUCAACGAGAAUAGGAAGCUUGCUAAAGACCUCGACGCUAUGGCUGAGAAUGGAAGGAGAUGGCAGUCGGAGCGGAGGCAGUUGGAGAUGGAGUUAGAGGAGUUGCGAGUUAAGAGAGACACCAUGCAGCAUUGGGAGACUCAGAUAGCAGAAAUAAUUCGAUGGGUGGCGGACGAGAAAGACGCACGCGGUUAUCUCCAAGCGCUCGCCACGAAAAUGACGGAAGAACUGGAGUAUUUGAAACUUGCGAGUACUCCUCGAGGUGCUACAGCCGUAUCUCCCGUGUCCGGCCCCAACGCGGCGUCCAACUCGGGCACGGGCGGCUGGCGUAACAGGCGAUCACAGAAACUGGACAAAAUGGAGAUAUUAACGUUACAAUCGUCGCUACACUCGGAGAUACAAGCGAAGCAGCAAGUCGGCGAGGAGUUGACUAGGACUAGAGCGGAGUUGUUGCACAGUCAGAGGGAGUUGUUGGAUACUCGCCAGCGCCUAGACACACUCGCGCACGACAUGAAGCGCAAAGAGCAGCACAUCAGAGAGAUGCAGGCGCGGCUGGACGCGCCGCAUCAGCCGUCCAACUCGUCCAGGCAAGGAUCAGUCAAAUCGUCUACCUACUGGAGCGGCAAAGAAGAGAAUGUCCUGGACGGGCCUCCAUCGCAGAUGAGCUAUCUCGACGAGUUUCUAAAGGAAGCGCCAUCAGAACGCCAUUACGACAAUGUGCCAUCAGUCAACAACGAACAGACGAUGUCGCCGCCGUACCGUUACAGAAACGCGCAGUUUUGUUGCAAUACAAAGUUGAUGUACGGCUCUCAACAAUCUGCUGCAUUGAGCGGUUCUGUGGAGUCACAGGAUGAGCUAGAGCCCAGGGCAGCCUCGCCGGCUUCAAGCAAAAGUUCGCCGAGCGAGAUGUCCACAGAUCCAUCCCUCGGUCCGGCGAUACCAGGCAAGCAGAAACUCCAUCAGUUUCUCGUUAGAACCUUCAGCAGCCCGACAAAAUGUAAUCACUGCACGUCGCUUAUGAUCGGGUUGACCCGACAAGGCGUGGUGUGCGAGACAUGCGGCCUGUGCGUGCACACGCGAUGCUGCGGUCGCGUGGCCGCCAGCUGCCCGCUGCCGCCCGAGCGCGGCCGCCGUCCGCUGGGCAUCGACCCUGCGCGCGGCCAGGGCACCGCCUACGAGGGCUAUGUCAAGGUGCCGAAACCUGGUGGUGUCAAGAAAGGUUGGAUGAGGCAGUUCGUCGUUGUGUGCGACUUCAAGUUGUUCCUCUACGACAUAUCACAAGACAGGAACGCGCUACCUUCGGUGUGCGUCAGCCAAGUUCUGGACAUGCGCGACCCGGAAUUCAGCGUGACGUCAGUCAAAGAGUCUGACGUCAUACACGCAAGCAAAAGAGACAUACCAUGUAUAUUUAGGAUAUCAACAUCACAGCUGGAAGGCGGCAAGCGAUCUCACACACUAAUGUUGGCGGAAUCUGAGUCGGAGAAAACUAAAUGGGUGGUCGCUUUGAGCGAAUUGCACAGGAUACUCAAACGGAAUAAUUUACCUGAUAAGUGUGAGUACAGCGCAGGCGUGAUCGUGGAGGGCUCCGGCGCAGCCGCCGCGGCGGUCAGAGGCGCUGCGUGCGCGUGCGUGGUGGAGAGCUCCCGGCUGUGUGUGGGCGGCGACGCCGGACUCGCGCUCAUUGAUCUAGAGCGCGCUGAAAUCACGCCGAGGAGAGCGCACGCGCCGAUUUCCAAACUGUUGUACGUGCCGCAGGAACAAUUGUUAGUGGUGAUCGCCGGCAGAGGUCGCCACGUGCGCCUCGUUCCGAUCCGAGCGCUCGAGUGCUCGGAGGUGGAGUGCGUCAAGUUGGCGGAGUCCAAGGGGGCGGUGGACAUCGCUGUGGGACAGCUGCAUGAGCAGGCGUACGGGUUUGCUGUCGUCUGUAAGAGACAGAAUACCUAUGUCGUGAACGUGUACGAAAUAACAAGGACAGCAGCGCGUCGGUGUCGGAUAGCGGAACUACGGGCUCCAAGCGCGGUCCACAGUGUGCAGCUAGUUAGGGGGAGACUCGUGUUGGGGUACAGUGGGGGGUUUGCGGCUCAUUGCUUGCCAGACCCGAGAAGACCAGCUUUAGAUCAACCUGCCAGAGCUCUAGUCCACCCAGAGAACCAAGUCAACCUCUUCCUGUCUCACUCGAACGCGAAACCUCUCGCUUGCGCGCCGGUUCCGAACACAACAGACACGCUAUUAGUAUUCAACUCUCUGGCGUUAUACGUGGACCGGAACGGACACCGAGCGAGGGACACGGAACUCAUGUAUACGGCCAGGCCGACUUACCAUGCAAUAAACGACACGCACCUGUUAAUAUUCACGGCGACUCACGUGGACAUUUACGACAUUGAGUCCGGAGAAUGGGUGCAAACAAUCAAUAUACCAAACGCCCGUCCGCUGGACGCGAGCGGCUGGGUGAUGUCGUACGGCGUGACGAACGCCAACAAUGGGUUCCCGUUCUCCGGCGACGUCGCGCCCGCCAUCGUCGGGCUGCGGCCCAGGGUGGGCCAGGGUCCGUUGUCUAUGGAGCAUUUGGCGUCAUGGAGCAGCAACAAACGUAGGUUCUCAAUACGGGAACAAUCGCAUCAGGCCAUAGAGGCACACAAUAGAUUAUCGGAGCGACGCGCGCGCCUCAUCUCGCUGCCCACCAACUUCGCGCACGUGUCGCACCUCGGGCCCGGCGACGGCAUCCGCUCGCAGCGGCUGCUGGAUCUGCCCGUCGCGUCGCCCGCGUCACAGCAAACGUAUAGCAGUCGAGAGAGCAGUAAACGGACGUCGCCGCUCACGAUAUCGCACGGGACCGGCUCAUAUAAUGGGUCGUGGCGCACGCGCAGCCGCGACGCGCGCGAGGAGGCGCCGCCGCCGCGCGCUAUGGAGAGGUCGAUUGGCGGAGGUUCGCAGGGCAGUGGGUCUCUACUGCUAGAGAGGUCCAUAACACCACUCAGUCUCGGCAGCAUGAGUUCCCUGACGCAUGAUGUGCUCAAGGUGGGAACAGAACUAGGCGAGGGUCUACACAGUGAAGACAGCAGUUGUGGAGCUUCGCCGCCGCAUCCGCUGGACCCCUGAUGAAACCAAUUGGACACAUAUUGGACAUUUGACGUGUCCCGUUUCUACGCUUGCUUCUGUUGAUUUGGUCCGCGACUACCACCCGCCUUAUCGCCAACGAUUUAAGAGUGAAAGUCGCGCGGUACGCAUGAUAAUACACAAGUGUUUGGUUCCUACGAAAUUUAUUGCAAUUCUAAUCGAGAACUGUACCUUCCCAAGGAUAAUAACUGAGUGGUAACCGAUGUGACUUUUAGGUCAAUUAGAUGAAUGCAAGUCGAUGUUGAAGGAAAAUUUAAUAUUUCUUCAUAUAACUUUUAAACUUCAACAUUUUUCAAGUGUCUUAGCACUCCAUGAAACUAUAAGUAAGACUGGAGUACACGCAAGAAUUUUUUGAUCCGAAGUACAUGUAUUGCUGUCUCUUUUAUCAGUAGCCCUACCUGUCCUUUUCGCGCACUGAAAGGUAUGAUUAUACGGUGGGUAUACGUUAUACCUAUAUACAAGAAAGUGAUGGCUACCGAUGAACGAGAUAGCAAUAUCUUGUAUCUUCGUAGUCGUACACAAUCUCGUAUUACAUUCCAAGUAGGUGCGAGUUUGCUAUUUACAUCUCACCAUCGAGUCGAUGCGAAGUGAGCAGCAGCAAACCAAUCACAUUGCGCGAUUGUGACGCAACGACAACCGCACCGGAAUGUGAUUGGUUCGCUACGUCUGCGUGAUACGAUGAAUAAAUGUUUUUGAGGCUAAAUUUAUUUCUAUACGAGUAGUAUGAAGCCACUAAAAAUUAAAUAAAUUACAAAAUCUAAAAAGAAUUGUAAAACAUUAAUAUCAUUGUAAGUUGAAUAAAGAAUUUGAAUUUGAACCAACGGGCGGGUUUUCAAUACGUCAUCACAUGUGAGAUAUAUUUUUAUUUUGUACUUAUGUAUUAUAUAAAAAGAGAGAUGAGAUUCGGAAAUUAACAACGAUUAGAUGCUAUUUUGAAAAUAAAUAUAAAUGAGGCUAUUUUUCAUGCUAAAAAAAAUAAAAUGUUAUUUAUUGUAUUCAAGAAAUUUUCCAUCAACAUCGACUGUUUAGAAUAACAAAUAUAUAUAAUAGCUAUAGUUUAUUAACCAAAUGUGUAUUUAUUUCGCUUUAAAUAUUUAGCAUCGGAUACGCGAGCCGCCGCCAUUGUAUUAUAUUAUGUUUGGAAUGUGGCGACCUCUGGUUUUAAGAUUAUGUAAACUACGACUGAAGAGGGGUUUUACCGCAUUUCUUCUCCUUUAGUCCAUUUUCACAACUGUAUGUUUGUUUGGAAUUACUUUAUUAAUAAUAUAGAUGAGACCUCUAUAUAUACGAAAAUAGACCAAUAAAGAUUGGUUAAAUUAACGUAAUUUCUUAGAAAUAAACAAAUGAAUUGUGUACCAUUUACUUUUUGAAUUGUGUUAAAAAUAAAAGUGUUUCCAUUGCAUGGGAAGUUUUCAAUUAAUAUUUUCCACUUAAACGAAUACUUGAGCCUGUAUUCAUGGUUAAAGAAUUAAAUUUCACAAAGAAAACCAUUUUGGCACACAAAGCAUUAUUCAUUUUAUAGAUUAGAUUAUAUAAUAUUAUGUGGUAAAACCUCUAUAUCUACGAAUACUGCCUUGCUAGCGUGAACAUUAAAGUCCUACCUAAACCACUGCCAUAUUAUUAUGAUACUAAUUUUGAAUGGCUUCAGAGUAUUCUGAAAUAUAUUUUGUCAGUCAUACGGUUAAAUUGUUAAUUAAAUAUCUUAAAUGCAUAAUAACUAAAAAUAAGAUAAGUGGAAAAUGAAGAAAAAGACUGUCAAAGCGAAGUGUUUCGACAAAGACCAAAAAUAUGUUGAAAUGUUGUGCUGACAAUAUUGUCCACAGUAAAAUGAGCUUUGACUUGUGCAUAAUAAGGUCCUAAGUCCUUAUUCAAGUAUUUAUUUACAUAGAUAAUUUGAUAUAUGUACUAUUAAGGCUGAAUGUCGGAAGUUUUGUCAAAAGUAAAUAUCAUUGUCUAAUAUCAGUGAAUAAAAUACUUUCUUAAAACAUAAAAAAAAAACAUUUAGGAAUUUAAAGAGAAGUAUUAAGCGUCGUUUCCAAUUUAUAUCUAGAAUUUUUUACUGAAACAAAUUUUCGUUCUUCCCACAGAUUCGCUAGGUAAUAAAUAAAAUAAUUUAAUGUUUGCGCUAGAUGUAGAUAAUUUGCUAACGCGUUACGCUAAAUUAAUCCUACCGAGUGUAAAAUGUAUACGGAAUAUUAACCAAUCUAACUUAUCAGGCUAAUAUUUACAUAGGUAUAUGUGUAUUGUGCACACCAUAUUAGUGUAAUUCUGUCAUUGUGUUUUACGACCAUUUUUCGUACGUUCAAAGCCCCAUUACUCAGUCGUGUUUUGCAACGACGCAGUUUGUUGCAGUUCUGACGUGCUCUGUUGUAUUCUAUAUGUUUUGACAUUGACGUGCGUUGAUGUACGUCGAAACUUCAAUUUCUGUGUCGUCUGUCGACGGACGACAAAAUGACGGAGCGUGACUGAGCAAUAGCAUGUCUCCUAUUAAUAUAUAUUUCAUGUAAAACAUUUUACAAAUUUGUCGAUAUAGUUUGAUUGAUUGAUUUUUAUCUGGCUAGAUAGAUUAUAAACUGACGCAAGUUGUUUAACAGUAAUAUAUAUAUAUAUAUAUAUAUAUAUAUAUAAUUAUUAUGCAAUUGAAUAAGAUGUUAGUUGCGUGUUUAUGACAAAGAAGUUUUUGGUAUGAAAUUUAAUUUAGAUUGGUUUGUGCAACGCAAUUUGACUUUAAUGUAUUUUACAUGAACAGCGUAUUUGACUAUAAAAAUUCAUAGUCAAAACUAAUUAUUUGAAGAUUGAAACCAUUGAAACAGAUCAAUCCAUAAGACAACCAGAUAAAAGAAAUAAUAAAAUAUCUACCAGAUAAAAAAGGUUUCUGUUAUAAGUGUACCACACUCAUAACAGAAACUCAAAAACUAUAUACCUAUAGAGACCAAAUAUUAAGAAGGUAUCAACUUGAGCACAGCUACACUGAAAGGUGUACAGAGGUCAUGUGAAGGGGAGGGGCUUAUUUCGUGUUCCGUUCAUCUGUGAAUAGCGCGACUAGAUGUCGGGGCGGAACCAUGUUGGAACCGUUUACCCCACUCGUCUGCCUCAUCCCCAUGUAGAAAUAACAAGGCAGCGUUUCAACAUUGAGAAAGUUUCAAACAUUAUUUCUAAGUGACAUGGUAAUUUUUUUCCGAUAUUCCCACGUAAUAAGAAAUGUAAUCUAUCGUUCCACGAUAUUUGCCUUAUGGAUUGAUAUCUAAAUGGCACUCAAAUAUUUUGUAUGUAAUUAUAUUAUUUUAACGAUAAGGAUGAUAAGUGUAAUUAUUAUUUUUAACAAUCUAGUCUUUUUGUUUAUAUCAUAGCGAUGUAUUAUUACGUAUAAUUGUAUUCUUCUUUAUUUUAUUAAUUUAGGCGUAAAUUAGUUUCGUGUAUAUGAACAACUGAGAUUUUUAGAUUGUAAUUGAAGUAUUUUAUGUGCAAGUUUGGAAUUAUUUUAUAUAGCAAUAUUUUGUAUUGAUUUAAUCUGGCUUGGAAUGAAGGUUUUGUAUAACUAAUGCGGCGAUUAGUCGUGUACAUGUUUUUUUUUGUAUGAAAUUACCUUCCGACGCCAAAAAAUCUCAAAGAUUUUUUCUAAUAGAUCUAUGCUUGGAUAUCCAAAGAAUAAAAAACAAUUUGAUUGAGACGACAUAAAUGUUUCUUUUAAAUUAGGAUUUAUCAAUGAAAAUAGUACAUUCUGUCUAUAAAGAGUAGAAAAUAAAAUUUCGAGAUUUGUGUUAUUGGAUACUAUCUCAACGAUGUAUUUUAUAACAUAUACAUACAUAUAUAGUAGACUAGCGGCUGGCCCCGGUUUCGCUCGGGUAAAACCACAAUAAAAAGUAGCCUAUGUCAACCCUGUGCCAAAUUUAAUCAAAAUAGGCCGAGUAGUUUUCGAGUUUAUCCAUUAUAAACAAAAAUACAAAGACCCAGGUCAAGCUGAAAUUGAUAACUUUCCAUCUUGACCUGACCGGGGUUCGAACAUGGGACCUCCAGUGUCGCAGUCCAGCGUGGUGACGCAUUAGUUCACGGAGGUCGACACGGAGUAGGAUGAGGGCGCUGUCUCUUGUUGGCUGAUUUGGUAUUGCGAUAGCAAAAAAAAUGUAGUUCGUUAAAAUUUCGUUUUUACUCUUUAUAGAGGUAUUGGCAGAUGCGUGGCUUUCAAUAAUGAAAUAUAGAAAAUGAACACAUUUCGACAAAGCAAUACAAUGAUAUAAUUUACAUACCUAUUCUUAACUUGAAAUCGGAUUUUGAAGUAAUUCAUUUGAAAUGUCGCAUGGAUUCUAGAAUAGACAUUCCCCACAAGAACAACCUUUUGUUUACAACACAAGCAUUUAUAUAAAGUUUACACGAUUUUGUAUCGAGACCAUUUUUAUUUUAAUAAAAUUUAUAAUUUCGUGUUAAAUAUAUUCUUUUUAUGUAUAUUUUAAAUACUUUAUAUGAGCAUAAAUGUACUGAGUUCCUCAAAUUUAUUUAAUUUAAUUUGAAAAAGUAUAUAUUUAUACUUGAAAAAUUGAGACAAUAUACUAAAUUUUCCGAGUCAUACUUUAAUAUAUGAUGUCAAUUGGUAUAGAAACGUGUAUAGAAUAAAAUAUGUCCAAGAAAUUAUUUGUUUUAACGAAAACACCUUAUUGCAUAAUAAUCUUUAUUCUAACAACAUGGAGUUUUUGCAAUUGAGUUGAAAAAUGCUAAAAGUAUAGUAUAUCUGGCUAUAAUCACUAAAGCAAAUAAUUCCUUAGAUGUAACUUUGUAUUCAUAAAAUUAUUUAACCACCGCUUAAUAAGCCUGUUUUAGUUUAAAAAGAGAUAUAAUAAUGAAACGAAACAUAUUUUAACUAAAAUAGGCUUAUAAAGAGGUAAGAUUUUAUGAAUUAUUAAAUUGGCUGAUCUUAAUAAAAUGUAAAAUUGUUGAAUCUAUUCUCCUAGCAUAGGAUUGUAUUGUAUUGUUAAAAAUUGUAAUUUGUAAUCCAACGGUUAUGUCGUAAAGGAUAGACGUAGAUUUUGCUAAAAUUGAUACAUAUAUGAAAGUUUUUGCAUUUUAUAUAUCGAAAAGAUGAUAUCAGCUAAGUACAUUGUAUCUAAUAGUUUACGCUUCUAAUAGUAUUGUUUGUAUAGGUUGAUAUGACUCGUGCAACUAUUGUAUUACGUAUUUUAUAAUAUUUGUGUAUGUGAAUCGCGAUUGAGUGGCGCGAGUCAUUUCAACAUAGACCAACUCUAACUCUAAUUAAUUUUAAACGAUUUUAAAGAGUAGAAAGUAAGAAUUGUUUUCCGUUAGGGCAAGAUGACGUUCAUUGAAAAGUGAGCUUUAAGGCGUUCCCUGUAAGCGUACUUUACAUUGACAACACGAUAGCUGACAGCGAGCUGUCCGCUCAAUUGUUGAUAAUUUAAAGUUUCUCACAAUGUCUGACAAUCAUCAAACAAAAUAUUUGACCAAUAACAAUCGUAUAAAAUUUUAUACAUAUAUUAUUUGGCAAUAUAAAUUUAUAUUGCCAAAUAAUAUAUGUAUAAAAUUUUAUUGUCUACUCUUUUUAGUCGCGUAAUAUAUGAACCUAUCACUUCACUCUUCUAUAAGCCUAUCAUAAAUAAUACAUUAUUAACAAUGAUAUUUAUAAAUUAAAUUAUUUUUAUUUGACAUCUUCAUUAUAUUCAAUUUUCGCUUUUAUUUUCGAACAUGGAACAAGAAAUGUCAUCAAAUAAUACAAAUUAUUUACUUCCAAGAAAGAGUCAAAACCACAUGGCUUAUAGAAAUAAACAUAUUGAAUUUUAUAAUCGAAACAUUACAAUAUUAUACUAAUGAAAAGACAAAUAAAAUGUCAAUAGCGGUCUUUCACUUUUUGUUUUUUGACACUUGAUUAUAUAUUUUAUAUAUAAACAAGGGUAUAUAUUUUAUAUAUUUUUUUACCUGUAAAAAGUACAGGCAUGACAAUAUCUUCCAUUUCGCUCAUACAAGAGAGAAAGACGUAUUAAAUUACAGAAUAGGUAUAUUUUAUCAUAAUAAUGUGACCGGUUUUACAACGUCUAUCUUGCUGCUUUUGUAUGAGACUGACCGGUAAGUUAUUAUGGAAACGGCUGCAAACUAUUUGGUUAUGCUAGCUACAUUGUCUUUAGUUUUCUUGUGCAUUUGAAAGAGAUAGACCAAAAUAUAUUUUUUUAGUUAUUGACAUAGUAUUUGUCUGUUAGUAUAACACGCUUUUAAAGUGUAGGCCAGCCGAAUAGUCGAAAUGGAAAUGUGUUUACAUGGAAUUAGUAGUACUUCGUGCUAAUUCCAUGGUGGAGUAGACGAUGGCCAGUAUGCUAUUUCUCACGCAAGCAGGCAAUAUAUAAGACCUCAAAUCUUCCUUGUAUGUACUACUAAAUAUAUCAUUUGUAUCUAAAUCUAAAUUAUUCACUAAUAUUAUAUUGCAAUUACGCGAAAUCUCAUCUCAUUUUAUGUAAAUACCUAAAUAAAGAAACAUUUGAAUGA
Plodia interpunctella (Indianmeal moth) is the source of this 12342-nucleotide messenger RNA. RefSeq names its product genghis khan (gene gek). Bases 418 to 5841 code for a protein of 1807 amino acids. The transcript has 48 exons. The record is from RefSeq and is a predicted model, not a curated record. NCBI's taxonomy places the organism in Eukaryota, Metazoa, Arthropoda, Insecta, Lepidoptera, Pyralidae. Gene Ontology annotation, biological process: actomyosin structure organization; peptidyl-threonine phosphorylation. Gene Ontology annotation, cellular component: cytoskeleton; cytoplasm. Gene Ontology annotation, molecular function: ATP binding; protein serine/threonine kinase activity.